Colletotrichum paranaense is the source of this 2010-nucleotide messenger RNA. RefSeq names its product bacterial transferase hexapeptide. Gene Ontology annotation, biological process: regulation of DNA-templated transcription. The transcript has 3 exons. Gene Ontology annotation, molecular function: DNA-binding transcription factor activity, RNA polymerase II-specific; zinc ion binding; acetyltransferase activity. Bases 1 to 2010 code for a protein of 669 amino acids. NCBI's taxonomy places the organism in Eukaryota, Fungi, Ascomycota, Sordariomycetes, Glomerellales, Glomerellaceae. The record is from RefSeq and is a predicted model, not a curated record.
AUGUCAACAUUUACUGCCCUCAAUGGGGGCUCACCAAAAACGUCAGAACCACCCAACCCGCCCGCCGACGCCAGUAGAGCCCCGUCAGACGAGCGCACCAAUGGACAACCCGCCCUUCCUGAGCCCAAAUCGACAGCCGCCGUAGAGCCCUCCCCAAGCCAGAGGGAGCCCUGGGCCGGCCCCAGCCAGGACAGAUCCCCGUAUCAAACGGCAACUUACCCCGACGUUGAUGGCUCUCAUAAGAGAAAGCGAUCAAACUCAGUAGAGCUGAGGCGAGAAGCUCCCGGGCGUCAGGAAAAGUCCCCGGAGGCCGCUUCUCAACCCCACCCACCAGAAUCACGUGAACCCUAUGGAACGCCCUCGCGCGAUCAUCGCCCGUACGCUGAACGCGAAGAUUCAAGGGAACAGGGUGAGUCAUGGUAUUCACGGGAGGGAAGAGAAAGAGAGAGGGAGAGGGAGGAGAGGGGUUACUACGAUCAACCUUCUGCAACGUCUACCCAAGGUCAAUCCGAGGAGCAAAUUGGGGAGGCUCUGAGACGCGCUAACCAGAUGGAUGCGAAUGAUUACGACAACACCAGCCCUGACGGUGAUGAUCGAUCUAUGGCCUAUGGAUCUUACACCCCUGGCGGAUCCCGUGAUAUGCUUCAAUCCGACAAGGCGAAGAGAAAGCGAAACUUCAGUAACCGAACCAAGACGGGCUGUCUUACAUGCCGAAGGAGGAAGAAGAAGUGUGACGAGCAGAAGCCAGAAUGUAGCAACUGUCUUCGUGGAGGCUUUGUCUGUGCAGGAUAUCCUCCGCAGCGAAAUACGGCUUGGCAGAAGCCGGACAGCAAGGCCGCCGCCAUCCCCUUGGAGUCCAAAGACCCCAGCUACGUCCCACCUGGUGCUUACGGUAUGCCACAGCAAGCUCCUUACGGCAGCCAGCCAGCCGUCGGACCAAGACGAGAGGCAUUACCUCCCUACCGCGGCCAGCCCUUGCGGAUAGAUCCUCCUCAGGGCCGACCCCUACUGACUGACGACGACCGGCCGACAGCCUCGACGAUUCCCAGUGCAUCGGUUGCAAGCCCCGAGACCAAGCUAUCCGCCAUUCCCUACACUCCAGCGAACGCCUUCCCGACGCCAAUUAGUGCUCAAGGGCCUCCCCAUGCCCCCUUCUCCGAGAGAAAGGACUACCAGCGUGUGCCCCCGUUACACGACAUUAGCAGGACUGUGCCGGAGCCGGAGACGCCUCAUCCUGGCAACACGCUGCCGCAAAUCAACAUUCUGCACCCCACGAGGUCGAACAGCCCCAUCCCGCAGCCUCCAGCAACUAGCAAUGCACAAGUCGCCGCGCAGCUAGCUCUAUCGCACACCCAGUUUUCUUCCAGCCGGUCUAGGACGACGAACAAGGAGGAUAUGCUUGCCGGCAAGCUCUACUACCCAUUUGAUAAGGAGCUUGUCCUUGAGCGCGAACGGUGCAGCGCUGCAUGUUGGCGAUUCAACAACUCGACGAACCCCAACAACGGUGUCUCGCCAACCGAGCGAGGCCGCCUGUUCCGUGAGAUUUUGCAGCCUCGCGACCCUAUCCAAAUUUCGCCAACAGUUGCAUCGCCAGUGACCAACAUUGGAAGAGUGGGCGAAGACGUAGUUGUGGAAGCGCCAUUCACUUGCGACUACGGGUACAAUAUCUCUCUUGGGAAGAAUGUCGUUGUUGGCCGAAGUUGCACCAUCAUCGACACCUGCGAGGUCAAGAUUGGCGACAAUUGCCACAUUGGACCGAACGUGAGCAUUUACGCGGCAACGCUACCCACCGACCCUAAGAAGCGCUUAGGUAGCAGGGGCCCUCAACUUGGCAAGCCUGUCACCAUCGAAGAGGACUGCUUCAUUGGUGGAGGCGUCAUUAUCCUGCCAGGCGUCAGGAUUGGGCGCGGAAGCACCGUUGGGGCCGGUGCGGUUGUCACCAAGGACGUCCCUCCCUUCACCAUCGCUGUCGGCAACAACGCUAGAAUUAUCCGCGGCAUUUCCUCCUAA